UUCCCCCCUCUACUAAAUGGCGAAACUCGGUGCGUGUGCCAACCCAACCCUGUGAAACAUAACCUUAAAAAGUAAACCAAAGAAAACUUAUGUAGACCAUGUGACACGUAUCAAAUUUUAUGGAAUUUCGCAAUUUGUAUAAUUAAAACAAAGGAGAAAAUAAAUUUCAUUCUUCAUGGACAACGAGCAAGAACAAUUUACAAGACGAAUGUUACGUCGAGCAGGUUUGAAAAAAGAGAACAGUGAUGAUGUAUCCAAUUUUAAUUCUAUGAGGAGAAAAUUAAAUAUUUUGCGAGCCAUUGAUGUCAAUAAUUCUUCUAGUGAACAAAUUACUGAUCCAGUAGACGAGAAAGGAAAAGGAAGAAAUUUAAAAAAAGAGGGUAAAAUAAAUUCGAGAAAAAGUCUUCUCAACAUCAAUAAUAAUGAAUUGAAAAAAAAUAUUUGUCCCGCAUCAACGUCAUGGUCAAAAAUUCCCUCAAAUUACAUCGAAACAUUAAAUACAUCUACAUUGAAUAAUAGUCACGAAUCGGCGAAAAAUCUCACAAUUGACGAAUUUUAUAAAAAAAAUCAGUUUCUCGAGCAAAAAGAUGAAAAUUCCAUUAAUUCGGAGAAAUUUUAUAAAUUUGAUAAAGAAAAUUUAUCAGAUUCGAGUAAAAAUAAUUCAUUAUUGAAUGAAUCGAAAAAUAUGGAGGCAAACGAAUACGAAUGGGAGGACACAGUAAAAAAAUGUAUCAACAACUAUUUUGAAAAUUUAAACAAAAAAUGUAAAAAUAUCGACUCGAAAAUUGAGGGAAUCAAAAAAAAUGUAUCGUCGCCUAAAAAUUUCCUCUCACCAAAAAGUAAUUUUCUUCAUAAAAUGAUUGCAUCGAGUGAAGAAUUUCUACCAUCGAAAAAUGAAACGAAAAAUCCCCUCUCGCCAUUGUCGACGAAAACGGAAUAUUUCUCGCCUCGUUCAGAAUUUACUUCUUUAAAACAAGAGAAGACGGAAUAUUUUUCACCGGAAAAUUUUCAAAGAAAACUCGAUAUUUCGGAGAAUACUUUCGAGACAAACGAAACGUGUGAAAAACAAAAAAAGGAAAAUUCAAUUAAUGAAUUGUCCUUAUCGACAUUUGUGAAAGGACUCGACACGGAGGAUGAGUAUUUGGAGAAAACUGAUGAAACCUGGAAGGAUGCGAGUGAUUUUUUCAAAAGUACCGACAACAUCGAAGUAUCACAAGAAUUAGUUAAAGUCACCUGUAAAAUUAUUGAAGAAGAUAAUUUAGAUAUUCCCACGACUGAUAUUAAAUUAUCAUCACUUCCGGUUGCCGAAUCAAUAUCGAAAAAUUUGGAGAAACUACACGAAACUCAAUCGGAAAAUGAAUCCUUGGAUUUGUCAUUAAUAAUCGACAAUUUAGACGAGGAGAUAAAAAAUCUCGAAAUUCGACCCGAAGCAUUAGAAAUUGAAAAAAUGUCCGACACACCAAAAAUAUUUUCCCCAUUGAAAAUUUCUUCGAAAUCCCAAACGUGCACACCAAGAAAAUUAUUCCAUCAAAAAAAUGACGAAUCAAAAGAAAUCGAGAAUCAAAAUUCAAUCCAAGAGUGUGAAAAAUCGAUUCCAAAAACAGAGGAAUUGGAAAAAAAUAUCGAAGAUAAAAAACAAGAUAAAGAAGAAGAAGAAGUGUUCGAAAAAGAAACAGAGACAAAAAAUGAAUCAAUCGACGAAUUAAAUGAAUCGAAAGAAAAAGUAUUCAAAUCCCCAACAACAAGAAAAUCUUCAAAACCAAAACAAAAUUCAAGUUCAACGGGUGAAAAUUCAAAUAGUUUUCUACGAAGAAAUUCGAGUUUCUUUCGAUUUAAAACACCAAUGCCAUGGAGAACAAAACCAAAUUUAGAAUCAACGAGAAAAUCGUCAAAUUAUGAUUUAACAAAAACAAAAAUGACAAAUUCUCCAUCCAAUGUUGACAGUAUGAUAUCAUCGAUAAAUCCAAAUUCACCGGCAAGUCAAGAUGAAAAUGAAAGAAAGAGUCAACGCAUAUCCGAUUGUUCGAUAUCGUUUGAGGUGGAGAAAUUUUUAGAGGAAGCUUUAGGCGAAGAACUAUAUAGUACAUCAAUGACAUAUGGAUUGGAUAAGACAAAUUCAAAUUUAGAUGCCACUGAAUUAAUGUCGGGCGAUAGAACAUCACUUCAAAGUUGGAUAUUAAAUUCGUCACGAAGUGAAAAUCGACGUUUUUCACGACAUUCAACGUUAAAUCGAACAAUCAGCGCUUACAAAUCUUUGUCAAAACGGAUUAAAACUAAAUUUCGUCCUAGUCUAAAGGAAACAAUGAAACAAGUAUGGAAUCCAAUUUUACCACCAAACAGUGAACUAAAUGAAAAAUUACAACCACUAAUCCAAGAGGUAAACAUUCAACAAACACGAAUUUAUCAAGCGAGUAAAGCACUAGAUUAUUGUCGUUCUAUAAAAAUGUUCCAAUCAUCACCAGAACAAGUUGAAUCAGAACGUCUUCUACUCAUAGCCCAACUAAAAAAACAAGCUCUCUUUAAUGAAAUAAAAGCCAUCACUUCGGGUACAAAAUCAGAGACAACAUUCACUCAACAGGCAAACAUAAUUGUCGAUAAUUUUUCCCUGACAUUGAAGGAUUCAUUUUUACAAUUAGAAAGACCAAAAGAUAUUGUCGAAUGGUUUGUUAUUGUUAUUACCCAUGGUUUAACAGUAUGGUCAACGCAAGCAGUCACCUGUCCCACUGAUGGUACAACAAAAAUUCCAUUUACCGGCUCAAUAACAAUUCCAAAUUUAAAUCCUGAUUUUAAAAUUUUAGUACGUGUAUUCAGUACAAAAUUUCAUAAUAUUUGGAAUGUCGAUAAGUUUUAUACAAAAGAUAUGGAUCGUGACACGACAUGUCCAUCGCCAACGAAAUUAUUGAAAAGAUCAGAGAGACCAGUUUCAUUGAGAAGUCAUGAGAUUAAAUUCUCUGGUAUUAGAGAAACAAGUUUUACUCUACAGGGUUAUGUUGAACUUCAAGUUCACGAUCUCUCUCUAUACCCACCGUGGCCAUUAAUGUCUGUACCGAGAAAUUCCGUGUUACAUAAUUCAAUAGAUUUGCAAGUGACUAGUAAAUUGGAGGUAGAUGUCCAUCAUGCCGGUUUUUUGAAUUACGGCGAUGAAAUGGGAGGAUAUGCAGCUUGGAAUCGAAGAUGGUGUGUUUUGGAGAAACAUAUGCUUAUGUUUUGGAAUUAUCCCCGAGAACAAGAGGUUAAACCGCCACUUUUAACAAUUAACUUGAUGGAAUCAUUAAGCGAUCAUGUGACAACAAUUAGUCGUACACUUUGUGCAAGACCAAGAACAUUUGUCAUUGAAAUAUCGAGGCAGAGAAACAAGGAUGAUAGAAAUAGUGGUGUCAUGGAAUGUCGUGCUAGCUGCACAAUUAUCAAACAUCUUUUGCAAUGUGAUUCUCUUCAUGAUUUAAUGGAAUGGAAGACAAAAUUAAAUCAUAUACUUACAGUUUUUCAAGAAUGGAACGUAAAGGGUCAUUUAUAUCCCAUGGCGUCUGCUUUAUACAAGUAGAGAUUUAUGAAUAAUUUUAAACUAAUUUAUUUUUUUUUACCAAUGAAAAAAAACACAACUUUUUUAAUAUAAUAUUUCUUAAUUAUUUUUUAAGAAAAACAAUGAAUGAAAAGAAGAAUGAAUAAUUGUUUCUUGGAAUGAGAGUAAAUCUUUGAUAUUUCUCCAUGCCAUGAAGAAGUGACUCGAUUUUAAAAGAACUGAGAAUUUAAUCAGUUUGUCAGAAUUAAAAUAAAAAGAAUUGAAAUUUGGAAACAA
Molecule: messenger RNA, 3799 nt
Organism: Leptopilina heterotoma
Lineage: Eukaryota; Metazoa; Arthropoda; Insecta; Hymenoptera; Figitidae
Product: anillin-like
Exons: 7
Coding region: 176-3544 (1122 amino acids)
Biological process (GO): septin ring organization; mitotic cytokinesis; actomyosin contractile ring assembly
Cellular component (GO): actomyosin contractile ring
Source: RefSeq, a predicted model, not a curated record